This is a messenger RNA of Phragmites australis (common reed), 2198 nucleotides long. RefSeq names its product probable receptor-like protein kinase At1g11050. Gene Ontology annotation, molecular function: ATP binding; protein kinase activity. The record is from RefSeq and is a predicted model, not a curated record. Lineage: Eukaryota; Viridiplantae; Streptophyta; Magnoliopsida; Poales; Poaceae. The transcript has 2 exons. Gene Ontology annotation, biological process: protein phosphorylation. Bases 136 to 2076 code for a protein of 646 amino acids.
CCGUGCACGCAAAAGCUUGGCCCGAGCGUAGCCGCCCCAUUUUACCACCCCCCUUGUCUCACUGUCCGCCCCGACGUCAGUCGAGCAGAGCUCCUCCGCCACUCGCCGCCGUUCGCCCACCAAAGGCUCCCGAAAAUGCCGACCCCGAAAAUCCUCAGUCCUCUCCUGCUCGUUGCCGUCCUCCUCUUGCUCUUCACGUCACCGGCGGGUGCCGCGGGGGCGGGCGGAGGCAACGCGACGUCAGAGUCGUGCCCGCUCGACCUUGGCUACGUGCGGACGUUCCCGUGGGACCCGACGCCGUGCGCGGGGGGUGCGCCCAACAUGACGGCCUGCUGCCAGACGCUGCUCUCCGUGCUCGGCAUCGGCCUCGCUGAGCGCCUCCGCGCCACGGGCCGCUUCCGCCUCCCGUCCGCGGGCGCAUCCGCGGCGUGCCUCGAGGGAUUCGAGGAGGCACUCUCCGGUGCCCCGCUGGGCCUCCCGGGUUCCUCCCUCGUGCCCGCCUGCUUCCCGGUGCCGGACCAGUUCGCCAUCACCCCGUCCUACUGCGCCGGCGUUGCCACCGCCGCGGACUUCGCGGCCGCCGUCGGUAACGACUCCGUCCAGGCCCUGAAUUCCACCUGCGGCUCCGACCUCGCGUCUCCGUCGCGCUGUUUGAGCUGCCUCAACGCCGGCAUCGGUGCCACCUCACGCCUCACCACCGCCGCGGCCAACGAUACCAAGUCGAUCCCCUGCUUCUACCUCACCGUCCUCUACGCCGCCGGCGUCUCCAACACCGCCGGCCCCACCUACCCACCCACUGCCGCCUGCGCCCUCGGCCUCGGCCUCACCUCGCCUCCCUCCACGCCGUCCAAAUCCAAGAACACAGCCAUCUACGCCACCGCCAUCCCAAUCGCAUUCGUCCUCCUCGCAUCACUCCUCGCAUUCUUCCUCUGGAGGAAGAGAAAGGAUGCCAAUAACAAGAAGAAGAAUCACAAGAUCUCCGAGGAGGGGUCGGCGGAGCGGCGGUCGCACCCGCGGCCCAACACCGGGUCGAUACUGUUCGACAUUGCCGAGCUCGCGAAGGCGACCGACGGUUUCGCCGACCGCAACCUCGUUGGCCGCGGCGGGUUCGGAGCCGUCUACCGCGGCGUCCUCGCGGACGGGUCAGUGGUCGCCGUCAAGAAGAUGCUCGACCCGGAAGUGGAGGGCGGGGACGAAGAGUUCACCAACGAGGUGGAGAUCAUCAGCCACCUCCGGCACCGGAACCUGGUGCCGCUCCGCGGCUGCUGCAUCGCCGACGACGACGUGGAGGAAGGGAAACAGAGGUUCCUCGUCUACGACUUCAUGCCGAAUGGCGCGCUCGAGGACUUCAUCUUCCGGGACAGGGAAGCAUCGGCGAAGCGGCCUCCACUGACAUGGGCGCAGCGGCGGAGCAUCAUACUGGACGUGGCGAGGGGGCUCGAGUACUUACAUUACGGCGUCAAGCCGGCGAUCUACCACAGGGACAUCAAGGCGACCAACAUACUGCUCGACGGCGAGAUGCGCGCGCGCGUGGCGGACUUCGGCUUGGCCAGGAGGAGCCGGGAGGGGCAGUCGCACCUCACGACGCGCGUGGCCGGCACGCACGGCUACCUGGCGCCGGAGUACGCGCUCUACGGGCAGCUCACGGAGAAGAGCGACGUGUACAGCUUCGGCGUGCUGCUGCUCGAGAUCAUGAGCGCGCGCCGCGUGCUCGACAUGACGGCCCCGGCGGGGCCGGUGCUGAUCACCGACUGGGCGUGGACGCUCGUCAAGGCUGGACAGUCGAGGGAGGUGCUCGACGGGGCGCUGUCCACCGCCGAAAGCCCGAGGGGCGGGGUCAUGGAGAGGUUCGUGCUCGUGGGGAUCCUGUGCGCGCACGUGAUGGUGGCGCUCCGGCCGACCAUCGUCGAGGCGGUGAGGAUGCUGGAAGGGGACAUGGACAUACCGGAGCUGCCUGACCGGCCGCUGCCAUACGGGCACAACCUCAUGUUCAGCGAAGCCUGGAGCAACUUCAGUGCUUCACCGGCGUUCAGUGGCCCGAUCAUGGACAAUGGGGACAUGCUCAGAUUGACAUGAAAAGAAAGAUACACAACUAACAACAGUGCAUGAGGAAAUUGCAAGCUAGAAGCUGCAGGUGAAGAGCUUCAGUUCAGAGCUACACUAGAGUUCAGCAUCCUGCCUACUCGUCUUCCUGCAGG